AUGCAACAGCCGGACAGACGGUGGGAGCCAGCCCCUUUCACCGACACCACCGACCUCUGUGCCAAGUCCCUCACCCGCACGUCGACCGCUAGGGAAUAUUCAAACGUCAUGAAUUUUGUCAGCUCGAACCCACACCGCGUCAACGAACUCUCUGAAGCAGUGUUUGGCACGCUUCUUCUCGAGUGCUUCGUCGAGUGCGAUCGCAUAAAGUGCUCGUGCAGCAAAAGCCAUGACCGAGACUGGAUGUGGAACCUAGGGUUCCUCAUCGAGCGCAACAAGCUACAUCUGGUAACCGAGUUCCGGGUUGUCAUCUUUAACGAGUGUGAGCUACCGAUGCACAUUGAUAAGGUGAUGAAGGGUAUGGAAAACAAACUGCAGUCGCCUUUGCCGAAUGUGCGCUCGAUUCUGUUUCUUGGACCAGGGGUGUUCACAGCGGGUACAGCAAAAGAUGCGGACUCGAUCCAGGAAUUUAGAACAGCUGAGGCUGCUGCUCAGUCCAUCCGAAAGCUGUUUCCUUGCGCAACUGAUUUAAGAUACCAUGUAUUCAGGAAAUGGGUCCCGACACCUAAUAUCCUUGGAGCGGACAGAAAAUUAUGCCCUUUGUACGAAUACACUCUCAAGGAGUAUGCGCACCAGCUGGAGCAUGUCCAGAUGCUUAUCCCGUUCCCCCUGAACGUGCCCAAGCUCUUUGACAACUUCACAUCGCUUUCAAUUAACAUCCGCUACAUACGUCUGCGUCGCGACUUGCCUGUUAUUCCAACUCGGUGCCUGCGCAUCCUCGAGGUGUUCCAGAUCGAGGCUGUUAUCCCGUGGCACCUCUUCGAGACCACCGAUGGCGCGCUGAGCUUUGACAGCCUCCAGGAUCUGCGCGUGGAGUUCAUUCAGGCCACUGCGAAUACUGCCACUUUUCCAGGCUGCAAUUACCCUGUGCAUUUCCCAAGGCUGAACACUCUCCAUGUCACUGGCUCCGCCUACGUCUACACCGACAUCUACGCCUAUUUCCAGGGCCGGGUAUUUGAGAGACUGACUAUUAUGGACGACCCGACGAACUUUGAACGCAUCAACGAGCACGCGUUCGAGACAGUGAGGAUGCUCAAGAUUGGGCACCCUACUGGAACUCCGUUUGUUGAUGUGUACUCUGUCAAUAUGGUUGAGCGCCUGUAUCAGCUGCCGUCCAGCGUUGAGGUGGCCACCCUUGGACUGCUUGACUAUCCGCUUCCGGGGCUGAUUGCAUGGGUCGACCUGCGCUCGCUCACACUGGCGGCCAGCAUCGCGGACAAGCAUGGGCUUGCCAACCUGCUGGGACAGCUGCCGCUUCUGCACACGCUCGUCGUGGACUGCUUCUCGAUGAUCCGGAUCGACGCCAAGGUCACCAAGUUCCCGGACCAGAAGAUCACAUUUGACGAGAUCGGCGAGGUCCUGGAUCCAAGCAGCCAGCUGCCAGUCAGCGAGAGUCUCGAGCGACUGGAUCUCUUUGUUCGCGGCACAUUCGACCUGGUCGGUUUCUGCGAGCUGGUGGUGUGUCUUCCUCGAGUCACCAAGGUCAGGGUCAACCACCACAUGAUCCCGCACAUCAUGAGCAUGCUCCACCAGGUCUUCAAAGUCAGCCGCAAUAUUGCCUUUGAGCCCUUGUCCUAG
Molecule: messenger RNA, 1638 nt
Organism: Linderina pennispora
Lineage: Eukaryota; Fungi; Kickxellomycota; Kickxellomycetes; Kickxellales; Kickxellaceae
Exons: 1
Coding region: 1-1638 (545 amino acids)
Source: RefSeq, a predicted model, not a curated record